This is a messenger RNA of Pocillopora verrucosa, 1434 nucleotides long. Lineage: Eukaryota; Metazoa; Cnidaria; Anthozoa; Scleractinia; Pocilloporidae. The record is from RefSeq and is a predicted model, not a curated record.
AUGUCGCAGUUGAAAAAGCGAGUUCACCUUUUCAACUGUGAUAAUACGUACAAACUAGAGCCUGUCGAGAAACUACUUGACCAAUUCAGCAUCCAUGUUAAGAGUGUAGAGAAGCACUCGUUCAGACUUACCAAAAUGUCUGAAAUGUUCGACAAAAUUCCAACCUUAGGGAUGGAUAUGGCCUUUUUCGUGGUUCAUGCGCAUGAAUCUCGGCUCUCGAUCAACGAAGACAACGCUGGCAUUGGUUACGCCAAGAUAUACAAAGCGUUACUGCAAGCAACGGGGGAAGAUGUCAUCAUCGUUAUCGGGGGAGAUGACAACUACAAAGGUGAUGACGAAGAGAAUCGAGAGGUUAUUUCACGUUGGGCGAAGAAGAAAGUUUCCUCACAGUUCGGCGAAGAGUGUCUUGAUGGUAGAAAGAGCUUCAUCUUUUCUUGGAACAAACAACAUCGAGUGAUUCACGAACAAGCACUACUGCAUCACUUUGACCCAAAAAAGAAAGGACAGAAGUUCUACUAUCAGCCGCAGUUUUCAAACAAAGAAUCAAAACCUGAACUUAAAUUGCGAGCAGCAUUUACUGAAUUAGAAAUUCCGCAGCGACCGAAAAUCCAAAAGUCCCCUACAUGCACACUCAAAAGUUCCUCGCGUCGCAAUGAAGCCACCUUUGCAGUAAAAGCGGUAAAAGAAAGGCAGACUGAUACUUACGGUUUUGGUGUCAAUAGUGCUCAGUGCUGUGGCAGACAUAGGAAGUUGGUAGGACCUUCAUUCAGUAAUCAGAGUGAUGGUGCUGGAGAAACCCUGCCGUCAGUCUCUGGAGAAAUCAAAGAAAGGAAAAGCAUUCAUGAAAAAAUGACUCAAAAUCCCCCGCAGCUGGUAUGGGCGUCACAAUUCUCAGUUAAACCCCCUCCCGUUGUUUUACUGAGAGGUUUCGCUCGUUAUGGAGAGGUACCUGAUCAGACAAGAGACCUUCAAAUAUGGGACCCCAGGUUUAAAGUUCCUGCUGACAUAAAAGAGGAGCUGCUUCGCAAACACUGCGAAACACCUGUGAUUGGAUUGCUAAUCAUUAUGCACAGUGAUGGCACAAUUAAUCAUUCCACUGUUCCAAACCUAAAAGAAUCCUCGUUGAACGGGGAAAUACAGCUUGCUGCCAAUGAGCAACUCAUAUUGAAAACUCGUGUUUACAAUGGAGAGGUGUCUUUUGAAGAGGCUGAUGUACAGUUCAAGUAUGGAAUCAAGUGUAUCCCAAAACACAUUAUCGAUGGUUUCAGAGCAGAAGAUGCCAAAAAGCCUAAUGGUGACUUGUACGUUAUUUCAGAUAACUCAGGGAAUUUUCGAUGUGUAGUAAAAGGUCCAAAUAAUUUUGAAAAAGUAAUAAGAAUAGCAAAGAAUGAAUUUCAGCCACAGUCGGGGAAUCGACGGUCUAAAAUUGUGUAA